Molecule: messenger RNA, 13990 nt
Organism: Xyrichtys novacula (pearly razorfish)
Lineage: Eukaryota; Metazoa; Chordata; Actinopteri; Labriformes; Labridae
Source: the annotation of a GenBank genome assembly
AUGGAGGACUCCGGCUCGGCCCUGGAGAAGAACGUGGCUGACCUGACGGUGAUGGACGUGUACGACAUCGCCGCGGUGGUGGGCCAGGAGUUCGAGCGGAUCAUAGACCAGUACGGCUGCGAGGCUCUGUCCCGGCUCAUGCCCAAAGUGGUGCGGGUCCUGGAGAUCCUGGAGGUGAUGGUGAGCCGGAAUAACAUCAGCCCGGAGACCGAGGAGCUGCGGCUGGAGCUGGACAAGCUGCGGCUGGAGCGGAUAGACCGGCUGGAGAAGGAGAAGAAGCACAGGAAGGUCUGUCUCUGUGAAAGCACAGGCCUGAUGGGUCCAAACCUGGUCCUGGAUUUACCUCUGCCAUUGAAUCUUACUAAUACAGAGUUAAACUGAUCUGACAGCUUAAGAAAAUUUACUAAUUUAAGGUUUAACCUACAAAAUGUAUUCAGUUUCCAACACUGAGCUUUGGAUUUAACCAUGCAACAGUUUGGAGUUGCAGAGAUGAGCUCUAGAUCCAGCCUCUGUUUCAUUAAAGCUCCAGUGCGAAGUUUUUAGCAGGUUGUUAAACAUGCUAAUAUUAAUACGAAUGCUUUGUUUUGGCUUAGAAAUGUAAAUAAGAGCACCAGCAUGAAGCUUCACUGUUUAUUUGGGGUAUUUUUUAUUACCUAAAGCGGGGUACACACAUAAAGAUAAUCAGGCUAUUUCUGUCCCGAUUUGCCCCCUCGCGACCAAGGAUGGCAAUCUGAAGAUUAUCUUGUGUCUUCUAUGAUGAUCCUUUAAGAUUAUCCAGUGGUCUGAGGUGUAUUAAGAGUGAAUUUGUACCGAUAAUUGGGUCCGAAAUGGGUCGGGGCCGACAAUCGUAAAUAUUAAACUUGUUCAAUAUUUACGACCAAAAAUCUUCACGUUUGUGGAGAAAGCCAAUGACUCCCAAGUCAUGACUCCGUGAGUUGUCACGUGAAACAGAAUGUAGCCAAUCAAGAAGCGAGCUGACUGAGGAACAAGGAAUUAAAUAAAGCCAAUAAAAAAAGCAUUUAUCUAAAGAUAUAAAGAUUUAUUUGUGUUACUAGGAUAAUCACACCAGCCAUUAGCUUGAUUUAAGAUCAACUCACCUCUAGCUUGCUCAGUAGACUAUAAAGGGUACGAUCAAAACUGUUCAGUGCCUGAUUUUUUUACCUUCAUGUGUGGGGUCUGUAACAGAUAAAAAAUCUCUUCAGAUGUAAAAAAUCCUUAUGUGUGUACCCCGUCCAAGACAGGUGGAGCAGGGUUGGUGUCAGAGAAAGAGAUUGAUAACAGAUGGGGAGCGAUUACAGGCUUUCUUUUUAACAUUUUUAACACCUUAAAAUGUUGAUUAAUGAUGCAUGGAGAAGGAAACAGGAUGACAUUUGUGGUAAAUUAUACUAUGAAUGCAUCGGCAAGACAAAAACAGGAAAGAAGGAAGGGGGCCUGGCUGUCAAAGAGCACCCUGUACAUGCAGGUCAUGUCUUCAGUGCUUAACCUUAGUUUGAUUCUGACCCAUGACUCUUUUCUCAGCCUGCCUACUCAAAUAAAGGCACAGUGAAUAGUAAAUGGGAGAUCUGGCAGUCAGAUUUCGGGUUUAAAUGCCCCCUUGCUCACUCCUUUCAUUGAGGUCAAGAAGCUCCUGUGAUGCAUGAGAAGUCUGUUUUUAUCAUUAGAAACAGUACAAAUUCAUUUCUGCACAACAAUAGCUGCUCUCUUUCACUCCUUUGUUUGUAUCUGGAGUUGCGUUCAAAUGCAUGCAGCCACUCACAAGAUAUAAAAAUGUGUAAAAGAAAAAAAGACUAGUUUGUCCUUUCUGUGCCACAGUAGAAAGAUGGUGGCCCCUGCAGAAGACGACCUGCUCCUAAAUAGAUAUCUCAGGCUCAUUCUAACUUCUCAAAGACAAAAGGAUUUUUAACCCCACUGUGUUUAUUUAAUUGUUUAAAUUUCUUUGAUUUCACCCCUAAAACAACUAACCACUGCCAUAAUGUGAUCAUAAAUCAUAACCCAUGUGUUUCAGUGAUGUUCCUGAUUACAGGCUCAUCUCUGCUCAUCUCUGCUGGGAUUAAUGCAGCGUUUUACAGCUUCUUUUAAUGCGUUUUGCUUGUAUUAAGUGAUCAAUUUUUGCUUGACUGCAGUUUUGAAAAUAUUAUUUUGAUGGACUUUAAGGCUCCAGAAUUUAACCUUUCUAAAAGAGAGACUCUUUAAGGGAUUCAAACUUUAAAUUUCAUUACAUUUUCCUCUGAAAUACUGCGAUUUUUAUCGGUAGACAUUUUAAUUUAAGUAGUCUAAUAUAGGACUGAUAUGACAAAGUAUCUUUACACUGCUGUAUCUUUGGUUCUACACAUUGAAGAGCUAAAUACUGGUUGCAUAUGUGCUUGGUUCUUUAUUUUAAUGAUAUAUGUCAUAUCAUCGGUGUGACUGAUAUAAUAUUCCUGUGGUUUUUCAUAAAUGUAGGUAUGUGACAUGCUUACAAAUUAGAAAAUGAAUAUUGAGAUAUAGACACAAGUAUGGUUGAACUUAAUUUUUAUAGUUUUAGAAAAUCAGACAUAUUAAAUAGUUGCAUUUGCAGAUUUGAAAUCAUAUAAUAUGCAAAUCUGUCUGUAUUAUUGGCCUUGAGUUUAUCCUUUCUUAUAUUUCAUUUCUUUUUUUACACUCUAAUGGCCAUGAUCCUCUCAUGCCUUCUGCCUUUUAAGUUGGUUAUGCAUGCAUCCUUUUAUACACAGGUUUUAGCAGAACCUUUCAAUCCUGAAUCAGCUGGUCAAUAAAUACAAUCAAGACCUUGAGCUGACUCCAUGCAGACCUGUGGUGUUGGAGAGUUAUCGCUUCAGAUUUGAGAGUUUUCCAUGUGAAACUGUUGGUCUGUAAUCUGACUGUGUGCUCCCAGUCAGAGCAGAAAAAUCCACUUUAUCACGCUCAUGAGACACAGUUAAUCAGUGUUGACCGCUGCUCAGUCAGCGUCACGAGAAACUCACACAUGAACUUUUUUAUAGCAGCAAGCAGACUGUGAGCUUUACAACCACAACAAUGAUCUCAGAGUUUCUGUGAGUUUAAAGUCAGUUUUUUUUAAGUCAGCCCGCAGUUAAUUAUUAUUUUACUUUUAUUACUGAGCAGACUGCAGGAGCUUUUUUUCUGUUAUCAACAUAUCAUACAAUUGUCACUUGGUAUGUGAAAUAAUCCUGUAAAACACCAAGUCUUCAAAAUAACACAAACAAAUGAGCCAGGGCAGCAAUAAGAGGUAACAUUGGUGUUUUUGUAAAUAAAAGUUUCAAAUUAAAGCCAAGAGUUAUUUCUGUGAUAUUUUCACACGUCAAUCAAUUGAACCAGAGAUGUGAUUUCUCCAAACCAAAAUGGAGUCCUGUAUUUUCCGACCCAAAGAGGUGACCCUUGAAUCCUACAUAACGACAUGUUUCGCAUAAAGAAUGUAAUACACUUAAAAGUAAUACGAAGAAAUUUUCAGAGGAGCUACAGGCUGAAAUGUGAUGAAACUUUAAAUUUUUAAUGUUAGUGUUGAGCUUGACUUUAGUGUAUUUAGCCGUGUUAGCCAUUUGUGUUUAUUAGUAAGUUGUAUUACACUUCAACGCACCAUCCUCCAUUAGCCGUUAGCUAACGGUACAGCUAGCGCCGUUAUGCUAAUACAGUGUAGUCUGGUUAGCGCUUAGUUUCCGCCCGUCUUCGUGACGACGAACAGUUUAACUAGUUUAAAAGUCACCCAAGGGAAGAUUUAUUCACUUCUAAUAAAUCAGUGCUCCUUAUCCAGGUAAUAAGGCAAAGUUUUUUCUUUGCUUGUUGUGAAGAUUUUAGCUCAACGGCUUUUGUUUCCAUGGUUACCGGAUGUGUCAAUCACUGGAAUUUUCUUGUAACUUCCAGUUUAUCAAAUUUAAAAUUACAUCGAAAAAGCUUUUUGACAGUUUGCGUUAUAGAAAUAACUCACAUCUUAAAUUUUGUUUAAAAAUUGUGUUUAAACGUGCUUUUAAAAAUAUCACAUUAUCUGAGCUAUGUGUAUUUAUUAUUGCUUAAGUGUCCGAUGACAGUCAUCCCUGAAAUAUGCUUGAUUAACAGUUAAUAUUCAGUCACUUUUAAGCUUUUAAUCUCAAUAAUGUCCAUCUGACUGCAGCCCAGAUUGUGUAAUCUUGUAUCCUUCCCAUAAUCUGAUGACUAAUCGGAAACAAUCACACACAUCUGACAAAUAUAACCUCAGAGUGUGUGAGAGAGGAGGGAUAUUUUCCUGCUGAGCCAGGGAAACAUUUCUUAUUGGUUGUCAGCAUGUGGGACAAAUAUAAACAGGAACUAUCGUCUAACGUUUCAAAGGAAAAAUACAACACUUAUAUCUGUUUUAAGUGUUUCAAGCCUUAUUUGCUUUAUCAUGUAGUCCCUGUAAGUAGACUUAAGUGAGACUUAUAUGAGGUGGUUUUUGGGGACUACAUGUUGAUCUACACUGAUGGUCUGAAAACUUGUUUAGUCUCUGUCUAACCUUCAAACCACAAACAUAACAACCAUCUCAAAACUCAGCUUCUCUAAAUUCGUGGCAUGGAUUUUGUUCCAACAAACAUGAUUUAGAAGAUUUGAUCAUUUUGAGUCUAAUAUGUAUUUUUCUGUGUGGUUGUAGGAGCUGGAGCUGGUGGAGGAUGUGUGGAGAGGAGAAGCUCAGGACCUCCUCUCUCAGAUCGCUCAGCUGCAGGAGGAGAACAAAAGCCUCCUUACCAACAUGUCCAACAAAGACCCCAUGAGUGAGGAGGAGCUGCAGAGACAUGAGGGUGAGGAUAGGGAACCCCUCACAGGACCUUUAAAGUCUCCACCUGCUGUCUGAGUUCUUGUUUCCGCGGGAAACUUUUACUGACAUUUGCUGCACCCCCCUGCUCCCUCCAUCUUUGUUAUGCACACACAGAAAUACAAAUACACACACACACCAGUGCACACAAAGGCAGCCUUCUCUAGUGUCUGACCGAGGGCCAGUCUUGUCCCUGCAUCAGAGGCUCUGUGGUAGUUUCACACAGAGGACACAGUCACCCUGACACACUGCACAGACCAGCCUCAGUGUGCCAGCACACCUGCUAGACACAAGCACGCACACACACACAUGCUGAAAGACAUGCACACACACUUAAGCAUGCAUCUGCACACAUACAUGCAUACACUCAUGCAUGCAGGGUUUCCUCUUUUCAAAUUGGACUUUUACCUUCCAAAAAAAUCCGAUUGUAAGAAAAACAAACAAUUUCCACCUAAAGUAAAUGUUCUUUUCUGUCUUUUGUGCAUUUUCUUCUUGCCUGUUUUCUUCCUCCAGGUAUGACGGAGCGAGAAAAGCAGGUGAUGAAGAAGCUGAAAGAAGUGGUGGACAAGCAGAGGGAUGAAAUUCGAGCUAAAGACAGGGAGCUGACGCUGAAGAAUGAGGACAUAGAAGCAGUAAGGAGAAAAACAGGAGAUAUAAACUCUGAUGUUCCCUACUUAAAGAUGCACAAGGAACAUUCCCCACAAAAUAAACAAGGAACAGAUAUUUAGACAUGACAAGAUGGACUCCACGACAAGCAGAAGUGUGACUGAAGACAUGAAUCACAGCUAUGAUUCAUGACUUAAUAUCCUGCUCUUCUGUUUUCUAUCUCUCUCUCUAAUUCCAUUAUUCACCCAUACUGUUUCUAUCUGUGUGUGUCUUCGCCUGUGCAACUGUGUCUCUGCAGCUCCAGCAGCAGCAGUCUCGCCUCAUGAAAAUCAACCAUGACCUGCGACAUAAGAUCUCGGUGGUGGAGGCUCAGGGGAAAGCGCUGAUCGAACAGAAGGUGGAGCUGGAGGCGGGAGCUCAGGCAAGGGGACAGGAGGUUAGCGCGCUUCGGCAAGAAAUUACACGCUUAAGGGAACGACUUCAAGGAGACCUGCCCGCCCAGGACCCAGAGGAACCCCCACCUCAGCCCCCUUCACCUGCAGAGGUAACAGUAAUGCAAAGCUUAGUUUGACAGAGUUAAAGGUGGGGUAGGCAAGUCUGGAAAAAGCAGGAAGAGUUGGUUAGAUAAAAGAUACUAAAACACCUUCCUCAAAUACUCACGAACGUUACAGGGUGACUCAUCAGAGGAGCAUCAUCACCAUGAACUAUAGACUGUAUAAAAAGAUGGAGGUCGUGGCAGUGAAGCCAAAACAUGUUGAGCUCCCUCUACUGGCUGGCUGCAGUAUAGGUUAUAAAGCCGGCCUCUGAUAUUAAAACUGAUGGAACAAACGGUCAAAUCAAAAGACACUAAUGAUAUUAGUGAGGUUUCCAAGUGUUGAUUUUUCUGAAAGGUUUAGUUCUGCAGCCUGGGUUCAGCUUGUAGAAGAGGUCUAAUCUCUCUUUGUCAGUCCAUCAUGAUAACUAGUAAUUUCCACAGAGGCCAAACAGCAAACAGGAACACAUCAUGAGUCGGAUUUUCUCUGUAAACAGAUAUUAAAGUGUUUUUUACUCCACCAGCGAGGUAACGCAGCCACAGAGCUGUUUGGAGCAGAGAGCUGGUUAGAAAGGCCUGACCCCUCUGAGCUGAUUGUGGGGGGGUUUGGCCUUCCCCCAAGACCCCUACCUGGCUCCCUCAGCCCAGAGGGACACGAGGAUGAGGAGGCUGAGGACGAGGCAGUGUUGCUCUGGGUAAUGCAGGAGUGCUAGUUAGAAAACCAGAGUGUGCUGUGAUCAUCCUGACUCUAACUCCAAAACCUGCACCCCCUUCUCUGUGAGGAAAAACCAGCUCAUUAGGCACAGAUGUGAACUAGCAGACUAACGUGUGUAUGGCCCAUGAGUGGUGCUGAAACAGCUCUGCAUGGGUGUUCAGGAACUAACAGACUCUGUAGGAUUUCACACCGGUCAGCCAAGUGGGUGAGACUUUGUGGACGACUGCACUGGUGACCUCUCUAAAAAUAGAUCCCUCCAGCCGCUCGGCCUCUAACAGCACUUGAAGUUGCCCUUCGUUGCACUCUGAUCCUAAAACCCUGACAGUAGAGAUGGUAGUUUGAAGUCCAUCUGAAAAGAAAGUGCAUGUCUGAUAAUCGCAGGUCCUCUUCCUCCGAGCAGAUUAAAUCAGAAACUGAAUGUGUGAGUUUUAAAAUUAAUGUGCAUCAGAUCCUCAAACACCUUUGGUUCUCCUUCUUCAGCUCCAGACUGAACGGUUUUACUUCAUAUUUCUCUGGAUGCAUCUGAGAUCAUUUUCUGUCCUCGUCCUUAUGUGGCAAACAAACAUAACAUGAGGUUCAUGUUAGGUUUGCUGGAUGGACCUGCAAGGUUGAACUGUACACUCCACCUCCCCCUUAAUCAACCAAGAAGGGACAGGUGAAGUAGACCCUUGUAAGAAGUCUGGUGGGGCUACCAGCCUAUCUAAUUGUGUGCUGUACCUUCCCUACAGCACCAUUUUCAUGAGGGAAGAGAGGAUAAACAAAAAAGUAGAGGAUGUUUGAGACAGGGUAAGAUGGCUAUUCAACCCAAAGUUUACUCUGCCGGUAAGGCUUUAUGCUCCACCUCCCCCUUUUCUGUAGGGAGGAAGGAUUGAAACAAAGACAAGAGGCUGUAGAGUGAAGAAUGAGAGACAGAGAGGGUUUUGCCGGGAUAAGAAGGCUUUUAAAGCUUGAGUUCAGUCUGCUGGGUUUGGCUGCAUGUUCUACCUCCUCUUACUCCACAUUGUCAUUAGGAAGAAAAGUAGAAAAACAGAAAAGGAAUCUUGCAGAAAGAUAACAUGUUAGAAAGAAGAGAAGUAAGGAAGAGUCAGGAGAGGAGGCUGUUAGAGCUGGAGCUAUCUCCUGUCAUGUUGGCUGUACUCUCUACCUUCUCCUACCUCCCUCUUUAUGAGGGACAUGAUGACAGAAUAGAGGGAAAACAAUGAGAAACAUUCAUAGAGAGAAGUAAUGUUAGAAAAAGGAGAAGGUAGGUUUGGUGGCACAUCUGGUUAGGCUGUACGCUCUGCCUCCCCCUGGUUGUCCUGUUUAUCAGGCUAAAUAGAGGAAAAACAGAGAAGAGUCCAUAGAAAGACGAUGUUAGAAAAAUGAAGGCAGGUUCAGGGUGAGAAUGCUGUUCAGGUUUGAGUUUACCUUGCUGGGUUUUGCUGUACCUUCUGCCUGACCCCCCUACCCCCAUUUUAAUUGGAUGAUAAACAGCAGGUCGAAUCCUGACUGUCUGACUGUUUUCUUGCUUUGUUUGUGGCCCCUGGAUGAAGCUCAGUCUGCCUCCUGCCAGUCCUAGAACAAGACAUGUGGUCCAUCUGUGAAACAAGAGGAAAAAAGCGCUAUAGUGAAGUCUUACGAGAUCAAAUAACUUUUAAAGAAACGACAUGAAGUCUGACCACACAAAGAGAUUAAUUGCAGUGAUUUCAGUUGGACUUUGUUUAUGGAAUAAAAACUGAUGAGAGCCACGGUGUGUUUUUUUUAUCUGCUCAGUGCAUGAGUGACUGCCGUCAGCUGCAUGUUUGUUGGUGUUUGUUUAACAGUGAACGUCUCUAAAGUGCUGAGUUUAGACAAAGAAACCGUACUGUAGCUCUAAGGGAGGGAGGGGGGCGAAUGUAUUGGAACAAAGCCUGAAGUCUGACUUAGAGUUCGACGUUUACCACCAGGAAGCGAUGUGCGAUGAGGACAUGCCUGCUGUGUUCCAAUAUUUCACCAAGGUACCCUCACCUCCUUCCCGCUUUCCGUCCUUCCUUCCUUUCUUCCUUUCCUCUGGACUUACUUCCUCAUAGUGAUGGGUUUGUCUCUCUGCAGGAGGCGUUGUGCGAGGAAGAGUCUGGGGGGCUCGACCCAAAGGACCCGAACCGACCCCGGUUCACCCUGCAGGAGCUGAGAGACGUCCUCCAUGAGAGGAAUGAGCUGAAGGCCAAAGUGUUCAUGCUGCAGGAGGAGCUGGCCUACUACAAAAGGUAACAGACAUUCAGAUUUAGGUGGACUUUGGAUGAAUGCAUGAAAUUAAUCCACACAGAAGGUCGGAAAAGUUCAUUUGAGUCAUGAUCAGCUGUUUUCAAUCAAUCAAUCAAUAUAUUGAUAUAUACAUAUAUAUAUAUAUUUGGCUGUGAUGGAUUUAAUUUUUUAUUGCAUGUUUAAACUCCAAUAUUUUACAUCUAAAAAAAUUUUAAAGUCCAUAUUAAUGUCACAAUUCAGGGUAUUUUUCAUUUUGCAAUCAGAAGCAGAUUUUCCACCUUUAUCUUUGAUUUUUCUCCAGUUGACAUUUUAAGACGGAGACAUAAAAAAGACAUUUAGACAAUAAACUUGUCAAAUAAAUGUUGACUUAGGGACGAAUCAUUGAAAGGGGAUUAUUGUUUCAUCAACUUCUUGGCAAUCAAACUUGCCCCCUGCUGGUCAUUGAACAGACUGCAGGUUUUAGUCUCUUCUUUAUCUGGACUCAGAGGUCACAUCCUCAGAUUUAAAUCACAUGCAGUCAGUGUCAGUCUAAAGUAGGGCUGCCAUUGUCGACAAAAAAAUGUUAUUGAAAAAAGCCGACCAUGAGUUCCAUUGUCGCCUGACGAGUUUUUUUUUUUUUCAAUGGAGUGAGGCAUCUUACUUCAUUAUGAUCUCCGCUGAGCGGUAGGGUAUUCAAAUAUGGCAGCACAGGCAUCCUGUACGUGAUAUUUUUGUAUGUAGGAUGGUAGGGAAAAGUCCCGCCUCCUUUGCUUCUGAUUGGCUAGAAAAGCUGUAAAUGUCAUCACACGCUCAAGCCAAAUGCGGGCUGUCGGCUCUGUGCAUCUCCUAACCCUAACCCUAACCCGACUGACAAUGACAUUUCACAGCCAUAAGGUAUAACCAAUCAGAGCCCAGCACUUCUAGCCAAUCAGAGGCGAAGGAGGGCGGGAACUUCCCCUACCAUGAAAAAAAAAUUUCACGUCCCGUACAGCAGUUAAGAACAUGCGCUCAAAAACCCCCAAAGUUUGGAAGCACUUUAGCCCUGAUAAGGCGAAAAUGUUCAAUUUAAAUCAGCUGGAAGGAGUUUUCAUUUUCUGUUGAUUUUGGCGGCCACUAUGGACAAAAGUGGUAGUGUUUUAGCGCGUAUACUCACGAAGACACUCAUCUGGCUCGCACGUCAGGGCUACAGAAACUAACUUUUUUUGUGAGCAGUGUGAGACAAACGUGGAGCAGCAGGACUUCAGAAGUUAGUGACACAGAGCUGUUCUGUCUGCCUAUCUCCAGUGUGGAGGAGAUUCUCACUCCAUGGCUGCAGCUGUAGCAUCACAAAGUGUCAGCAGGAGUCUCCUGCUGUAAGAUAUUGUCACCGUUUGUGUAGUGACUGUAAUAUAUGCAUUUUCAGUGCCAAAUAAACAGAAAAAAACGUAUGUGUCAUCUCUGGUCUGAGUUUCGUUCGUGGUCCCGACCCGACCACUGGCUCCCUGUUUUCCCCGUUUUUACUAUAUAGAAAAAGCUUAUCUUCACACAGAUGGGCUCAUUCGCUGUUGCAGGUGACAGGGAGACAUCAGCAGAAAUGAGAGAUUUUUUCAAAUCUAGUUAAAAGUUCCUUACAGGAAGUUUGAGAAAAAAAACAUCAUUACCUGAUUAGUCGACUACUAAAAUAGUUGUUAGUUGCAGCCUUAGUCUAAAGACAUGCUUUCUUUUGAUUACAGCCUGUCUGUUCCAGCAUUGUUGUUUCUGAUUAUUGUUGUUUGUAUUUCAGUGAGGAGGCUGAGGAUGACGGUGUCACUCCCUCUCCGUCUCCCUCUCCUGAUCUGAGGCCUCGCUCUCGGUCGUCUGCACAGCCAGAGUCUGGAAUCAAACGCCUGUAAGUUCACAAUAAAAUGCAUGCAAAAACACUCAGAUACAUCUCCUGAUGAAAACACUCCCACAGAUUUCCUUAAGUCGCUUUGAUUUCGGGGUUAAAACUCUCACAAACAGUCUGUUCUGCUUUGCAUGUGCCGAUUAUCUGCAUGUUUGAAUAAUGGAAGAAAUAACUAAUUAGAAAUGACUGAGUUAGCUGAUGAUGGUCCUGUUUGAUCAUUAAGAGGCAUCAGUACUCAUUUCAGUCUGUUCCAUCAUCUGCGAAAAACCUGCCCACAGGAGCUUUAAUAAACGUUUUUCUGGAUUGUUUUAAUGGUGAUUAAAGGUAAACAAAGAGCUAAAACCCAAGUUCUCUUUUAAGCAGGUUUCAAACAGCAGGUAUGAUGAAAUCAAACUUCAGAUAUCUCCGUGUUGAGGCCUGCGCACGCUGAGUUUGAUGUGAUUAUUCUUCCAUGCAGUGUGAACUUUAGCACUCCUGAAAAAAAAAACUGUGCAAACAUGAUAAAUGUGCCACAAUCUCACAGGAUAAAAAAAAAACAGACUCAGUGUGCAGAGGUCUUCAGGCUUGAUUGUUCUUGCAUGAAUGCAUGUCGUGCAGAGGUAGCAUCUUCACCAUCUUCCCCUCUGAUCGUCUCUAAGCAGUUUGCUGACAGUGAAGAGGAGCUGGUGUUGACAGCACAGAUUCCUCUUUGUCAUCUAUUAUUCACGAAACAUGCCUCUGUCCUCUCUGUUCAAAGUUAUUGAUCAGCAUGAUCAGAUCGAGCUCCUGAUUCACACACACACUCUCGUAUUUCUGAACCUGUUUUAUCUCUCUGUCUGCUCUGAACUCACCCACAGCAUGACUUCUUUAAAUAAAGUCAGAGGUCAAAGGUUGAUGUGGUCCCUGUCUCCCCCCCUCUGUCUGUCCCCCUCCUCCCCCCUCUCUUCCUGUUUGUGCCUGUGUGUCUUUUUACCUCUGUGUAACAGGAUCUUCACAGCCAUAAUGCCGAUGGUAGCGGCUGGUUUGAUCCCAGAUGACCCCACUUUACAGCCAAUCAGACGUCUCGUUUCUCUUGUAUGAUUCGUUAUUCGGUUGGCUUCAGUCUGUCACUUCUUUAGCUAACAGCCUCAUCCUCCUCUGCAUGUGCUGGGCUGCUGUUUACCUCCCCCCUCUGUAGUAUUCUGAUUGGCUGAUUGUGGGGCCGUCUGGUUAUUUCUGUGGAUCAUGAAAUAAUUCAGCCAGUCAGAAUAUGAACCUGUAGCCUGUUGUUGUCUUUUCUCUUCCCUCACUGACCACGUUAACACGUCCUCUGUGCUCGAAACUUACAAAAUAACCGUGUAACUGCUGAACUUUUACACAAUUCAAUCCAAAUUUAUCACCUGAGAUUACUUCAUUAGUUUAUAAAAUCUCCUCAAAUAUAAAAAUACAAAUGUCAGUAAUUAUGAACCAUAACUUGACUUUGGUUUGUUUAAAAGUUUUGUUUGUGAAAUCUCUUAAGACAUAAUUGAAUUUAUGACCAGUCAUACCACAUCCAAAGCUGCUCUUUUUGCUUGCUGAGUCAUGGCUUUGCAUCUAACCAACUCAUAUAUAUACAGGAGGAUUUGUUGGUUUUUUAACCUUGUAAGAAAUUAAAGUUUUUAAAGUGUGUUUUAAUUUUGUGUGAACAGGAUCUUGAAACACAGCAUUUUCUUGAUUGAACCAAACCAUGAUCUUGUCUGAUGGAGGUUUGUUUUGUGGUGAAAAUAUAUCAAGAUUAUUGUUUCUGCAGUAAUAUUUGUUUUUAUUCAUUUCUUUAAAUUUAAUUUUAACCUGUUUUUAAAGGGAUAUUCCUGUGUAAAAUUAAUUUCGGGUCAAACACAUCAUAACACCGAGUUAGACACCCCCUCAAGAGAUGAAUGUUGCAGACCACUUGCUUCUCUAGUUACACCAACUUUAGUAACGACCGCAGGAUAGCAAUACAGAGAGCCACACGCUAAACCAAAACGCCACUCUGUAGACACUAGUAAUGCUUAGAACAGCACCUAACUUCAUCAACAGUACAUAUAGGGUCCCAGACAUGGCACUAGCCACCAAACAUCCUUUUAACUUUGACUUAUUUCUUUAACAAAGAGACUAAACACAACUCACCUACUCUCUUCCAGCAGCCGCUUGUUUGUAGCGAGACCCCGGGCCAGUCCAUUAUGGACUACAGCGGGGUGACGCAGCUCAAGGAAGAACAUUUAUAAUCUUUUCUUUAUCAUUUCCAUGAAGUAAUAAUCACCAUAUGAAUCAUUUUGCACUGCAGACGCGGUAGUUCUUCUGCCUUAGCGUCUCGGUCUGAUUGCAUUUCCAUGAAGAAAUGAUCAUAAAUGUUCUUCCUUGAGCUGUGUCACCCCGCUGUAGUCCGUAACGGACUGGCCUGAAGUCUCACUACAAACAAGCGGCUGCUUGUUUGUAGGUGAGUUGUGUUUAGUCUCUUUGCUAAAGAAAUAUGGCAAAGUUAAGAUGUUUAGUAGCUAGUACUAUGGCUGGGACCCUAUAUGUACUGUUGUUGAAGUUAGGUGCUGUUUUGAGAAUUAUUUGUGGCUAUAGAGUGGCGUUUUGGUUGAGCGUGUGGCUCUCUGUAUUGCUAUUGAGCGGUUGUUACUAAAGUUGGUGUAACUAGAGAAGCAAGCGGUUGGCAACAUUUGUCUCUCGAGGGGGUGUCUAACUCAGUGUUACGGCGUGUUUGACCCUAACUUAAUUUUACGCUGGAAUAUCCCUUGAAGGGGUUUCAAUAUUUUGUGUGUGUCAUGAGCGCCCUCUGCUGGGAAGGAGGACUGUUCCCCAUGAUGCGCCAGAUGAAACAAUCCCCUUUUAUUGAUGUAAAAGGCUCCGGAGCCUCUUAUUGAUUUAUAUAAAUUUGAUAGGAUUAUCUAUUAGGGUUAGGGUUAGCUCUGGAGCUCCUGUGAUCCUCCUCAACAAACAAACAAACAAACAAAAAUUUAAAGAGUAGAUAUUCACUCUGAAAGUCGGGGUCUUCCUCACUUUUGAUUCCAUGUUGUAAUUUUAUUACUGAUUAAAAAUUUACAGUUUGUAUGUACGGAUGCUGCAGAAUGAGCCACUCUAACGCUGCUUUAAAAUGACUGAUACUUCCCGCGCAAACGGCAAACAUCUGACUGUAAAUAUCUGUCGCCUGACGCCUCACAGACUGGUCCUUUAAAGAUGUCCGCCUCUGUCUCCUCUGGUCUCAGGUUUAGUUUCUUCUCCCGGGACAAACAGCGGGGCUCACAGAGGAGCGGGGAGUUUGACGGCUCAUGGGCGGGGAAAGAGGAUGUGUACACCGAACAAGCACAGGAGGCGUUACAGCACAUGUAG